UGUAGUGGACAGUUUAGGUUCAUUGAGUGACGCUUCUCUUCCGUGUCUAUUCUGUGGUUUGAUGUCGUACCGCAAUUUUGGCUGAAACUUGAAGAUAUCUACAACAUUGCUUGUGAAUUUAAGAUGAUUCGUUAACCUUAAACAGAUCAAACGACGCACGACAAUGGAAGGCUGUUGCAGUUACCUCCGUAAAUAUAAAAUUUUGGUUGCUUUUGUCUUAGUAAACUUGCUCAUCAUGGUGAUGUAUAUUGUUCGUUUCAAAGAAUCAGAUGAUUUGAUAACAUCUAGCGCCAAUACGAAACCAUUCUCAACCAAGGGAAUUACAAAAUUGCAAAAUUGCACAAGAGGAAAACAUUAUUUUGACGACAUUUUAGUUGUGAUGAUUUACCAUUAUCCAUAUUACGAUACAAUACCUAUGUUGAAGUCAUAUUAUAAAGAUGCAUUUAAGAAUUUGAUCAUUUGUGGGUCUGAAUCAAGUCCUUCACACGAAAUAAUGGUCGUUGAUAUUCAUAAUGGCCAUUACGGUUAUGAAUGCAUUGGAGAAGCUAUACGAAGGCAUCCCAAUUAUACAGGCUAUUUGUACAUGAAUGACGACACACUUGUGAACUGGUGGACAUUUCUCAAACUUGAUAAGGACAAAAUUUGGUAUGGAGGGGGGGUGAGUAAUGAAAAAGAGGGCCAUGAGUUUGGCCAUCGUCCUAUCUCCACUGGAUGGUCUUGGUGGCCACUCACGGCUAUUCCUUGUGAAGAAUCAUACGAAGAAAUUAGACAGACUUACAACCACAGUUCAAUCAUAAACAUAACGAAAUUAGUACAGACGCAUCUUACAAAUGGUAAUGGAAAAUUGAAGUGUAUUAAUGGAUGGUCAGAUCUGUUUUAUGUUCCAAGAAGGUUGAGCGAACAAUUUCAAAGAAUUUCUUCUAUCUUUCACAAAAGACGUGCUUUUCUCGAAGCGGCUGUGCCGACAAUGUUCACUUUCAUUGAGUUAAAAAAGUUUUGGGAAAUGCCUUAUGGUACAUACCUUCCUGACAAAUAUGGUUACAUAGACUUUGCCGAUGGAAAGAUAGUAUGGGAAAAUUAUAAUUUCGACAUUUACUUCAUUCAUCCUGUAAAAUUUCACGGCGAAGUUGCCAAAACUAGCCGUGAAAAUUUGAAGAAAUUUGUGAUUCCUCAUUCGAAACUAUUGCUCACAUGUUAAAACUACAAAAUCUUUAUUAUCGUCUGUUUGCACCAGUAGCGUAAGACUAAUACCAAGAUCUUAGGGCAAUUGUGUCUAUGUGUGGAAUUAACUUUUCCGACAAAAUAGCCUGAAAAUAGAUCGAGGUAUAAUUUUGCAUAACAUUUUCAUUAAAAUCAUUUUAAUAAGGAAACUUUACAUUGAGAAAACUGUACAUUUAUUUUAGGAAAAAUUAAAUUUUUCUUAAAACA
Xenia sp. Carnegie-2017 is the source of this 1428-nucleotide messenger RNA. RefSeq names its product probable glycosyltransferase STELLO1. The transcript has 4 exons. Bases 164 to 1198 code for a protein of 344 amino acids. Lineage: Eukaryota; Metazoa; Cnidaria; Anthozoa; Malacalcyonacea; Xeniidae. The record is from RefSeq and is a predicted model, not a curated record.